Molecule: messenger RNA, 2399 nt
Organism: Aphanomyces astaci
Lineage: Eukaryota; Oomycota; Saprolegniomycetes; Saprolegniales; Verrucalvaceae
Exons: 9
Coding region: 25-2379 (784 amino acids)
Biological process (GO): attachment of mitotic spindle microtubules to kinetochore; mitotic spindle assembly checkpoint signaling
Cellular component (GO): kinetochore; nuclear envelope; mitotic spindle
Source: RefSeq, a predicted model, not a curated record
AUUUGAAUUUCGAAGCGCGGUUUGAUGGAAAAGACUGGCGGCGGGUACCAAAGCUUGAUGGAAAGUACACGAGAACUAUCACCAAUUCCCCAUGCGGAUGCACCAGCAUUUCAACUUGAGACUAGCUCCAUCACCCUGGGAAGUGCCUCGGAAACCGGUCCGGACGAAGGAAUCCCCAUGACGGCAGAAUGGAGCGACGAAUCCCGUGAGCUCAAGCGCGGACGCGACGCAAGUGACGAUGCUGUCGUCGGUCAACAUGGCGAGGAACAGCCUCGUUCCGCUUGGUAUACCCGAAAACUUGAGGAGAAAGUACAGUCCCUCACAAACGACCUUGUGACGGCCAAUGGUUCUGAAAUUGGCGGCAACGUGAUGCAAAGUUCCAGUCUCUCAGGGUUUGCUGCAAAGCGUCGACGAACAGAGGGAGAGAACGCGGCGCUCACUCGCGUCGAGAUGCUGCGACGCGAGUUGGAAGCCGAACGACUCCUGGAAGCGCGGUUGCGCCACAAACAUGAGAUGGAGAUGGCCGACAAGGAUGCAGAGCUGGAGAAGUUGAAGCGUCGUUUGAAGCUGACGAUGACUGAGGAAGAAGAGACCCAGACCAAGCUUCGUCGUGCGACGACUGAAGUCUUCGAACUGCGUCAAGCCCAACAAGCGCUUCGAAUCGAACACGACGCAGCGCUGCACGACAAGGACGACGAACUGGAAGAGUUGAUGGAGCACCUUCGGGCUAUGGAGGAAGCGUCCAAGGCCGCCGCCAACGAGGCGCGCCAGACUAUCUCCAGUCUCGAAGACAAGUUGGCGCUCGUGGCAGUGGACACUGCUCCGUCUCCGUUGAAGACUUCGGUAGCUCAAUCGGAACUCCGCCUAUUGCGCGAGCAACUGGCGGAAAAGACCAUCCAGGCCACGAAUGCCGUGGAGCAAUUGAAGGCGGCGGACGCGACACUCAAGGAAGCCAACGACAUUCGCGACCAUCGUCGACGGGUCGCCGAUCUCGAACACGCUGAAGCCAAGCACCUUGACGAGUUGAGACAACUGCGCCACCAGCUCAAGGGCCACGCCGCGCUGGAAGAAAAGGUCGCGAGUCUGUAUCGUGCCCAGGAAGCGUCUGAGCGCCAGCUGCAAGAGGCCUUCUCGAUGCGCGCUUCGUACGACGAUUUGGUGGCUGAAAAGAAGCAGUGGCAAGCGACGUUUGAACCCCUCUUCGCCGACCCCAACAAGGGCGUUUCGAAAGAGCUGGCGACGGAACGCCCCGCCCAAGCCAUUUGUGAACUAUUUUCUAGCCAACAGCACGACCUGGAGACCCUCGUAGACGAACGGCAUCAACUGGAGAGCCAAGUGAAGGCGCUGCACAGUACCAUCGACGCCAUGACGAAACGGAAUGUGACGCUCGAAUCCACGGUCGCGCAAUUGGAAGCGGCUGACGCCGAUCGAACGGAAAAGGCGGACGCUGCGUCCCGCACGGCGCUUCGCCUACACAGCACCAACGCCGACUUGAUUGCCCUCCUCAAGUCGUUCGAGUCGACUGGGUCGUCCGACGAGCAUGUGGCGCUGGUCCAACAACUCGAAACCGCGCUGAAGAAUGCCGAAGACACGAUCCAGAGCUUGCAAUCGACGCAGCAAGCGUUGCCGUCGCCUGCGCUGCUGGCCAAAAUCAAACGCCGUGUCGCAGAAGUGGAGGAGGCCCUGGGGCAAGAAAAGGCGGCGUCGCUGCACCUUCGAACGCAGCUCGAGCAAGCGCAAGCCACGGCGUCGCUCGUUGAACGUCGGCUGGCCAAGGGACCCGUCAACCUCGACUCGACCAAGGUGCUGCAGCUGGUACGACACUUACAUAUAUCAUUGUUUGUUAAACAACAGCGUUAUUACAUUGUACAGAACCCGGCUUUGAGCGCGACGAAACAAAAGCUAGAGACGGCGGAAAUGCUGGAAUUGCGCAGAGAAAACGACCGCUUGAAAGAAAUCGUGCAGAAUUUGAACCCCCAAACGCCCGGCGGUCCCAAGAUGCCGCUGCCGACGCCGAUGAAAACUAGUGCGUCGUCGUCCCAUGACUCGGUCGAGGGGCUGCAAAAGAUGAACCAGCGACUCAAGGAAGUGUUCCGCGAACAAAUCGCCAAGUACCGCGACGCCGUGUACCAGUGCACGGGGUACAAGGUGGACCUCAAGUACCCCGAGCUGGUCCUCCGCAGCAUCUACGCCGAGAACGAGGGCGACGAGGUCAAGUUCCAGUUCAACAACGGCGAGCUGGAGCUGCUGGAGACGCCGUUCGUAGCUGGUCUGGACCAGCGCAACAUGGCGUACUUGACCAUGUGCAACUCGAUCCCGGCCUUUCUCAGUGGCGUCACGCUCGCGUUGUUUGAAAAGCAAACGUACCAAGCCAACUAAUAACCAAAGUGCAAAGUACC